Paramacrobiotus metropolitanus is the source of this 900-nucleotide messenger RNA. RefSeq lists its product as uncharacterized. The coding region runs from base 123 to 740 and encodes 205 amino acids. The transcript has 3 exons. NCBI's taxonomy places the organism in Eukaryota, Metazoa, Tardigrada, Eutardigrada, Parachela, Macrobiotidae. The record is from RefSeq and is a predicted model, not a curated record.
AUUUCGAUAGCAUCUCUAGAAACAUUGGCGCAGAAACAGCACCCCACCAUCAUUUACACUGGCACCGUGCUGCAGAAAAAUCUGUAAUUUCGUGGCAUCGUUUUCGCAGCAGAUUAGCAAAAAUGGCCUUCAUUCUGCAUUUUCUGCAACUGGUAACAUUGUCGCUGUUGUUUGGUGCAGUACGGAGUGAAUCGUGCAGUGAUGACCUGAUGCAAGAAUGCCGCGAACUGAUGGCGAACCAUAGCGCCGCAGUGCAGUCCGUAUCGUGGCCAGUAACGGAUGCGGAUGUCACUGCCACUCAGCAGUUGGCCCACGAUUAUUGCCGUGCUGCAAACAACUCCGCCUACUGCCUAUUUAAUCUGCCGGUCCGCUGUGCGGACGAUCCGGCGUUCCUCCAGCGUUUCACACGAUACGAUUUCUGGUACGCUGCGGAGAGGACCAGUGUCGUGGCCAUGACAUGUCAGCUGCCUGUCAAUACCCUGCGAUUGUUGCGCGCUCACGAGCACUGCGCGGGACGCUCUGGCUUGUUCAUGGAGCUGUUAGGGGUGGAGAGAGAUCUGACGUUAUCUUCACACAAUGCCACUAGCGCCCGUCAUAAUGUCUGCCAAUAUCUGCGCCGUUUUACCACCACAGUGAAUGGUGCGGCCAAGCCGCAGCUUACGGAGAAAUGCGGACGGGAAGCGGUGGAGGUGCUUCAGGACGGUUAUCAGCAGAUGCACGAUGCCCACUGCUCCAUGUAGUACGAGUACUGCAUAUCAUGGGACAAGUUUAGACCUUUGAUAUUGUGGUUUACUUCAUGACUGUCCGUAAAACUGCUCAUACUCGUAUAACAGGCUCAUAAAACUUGUUCUACAGGAAGAAAUUCCACGUUUGAUAUAAUUAAACUGCGUUUUCGUUUUG